AUGUCUUCACUAAUAACUGCCGUAUUUAAAGCCACUAUCGGCCUGCUGGUGAAUAAAGGAAGAGAUAAACUAGCAGAAAAGUUGAAUGAGGGUGAUGUUACAGAUCAGAAAUUCCGUGGCCUGAUCGUCCGUGAAAUCGAUGAAGUAAAGUCGAAGUUGAAUGGUUUAGCAAGAAAGGAUUUGAAGACAAGUAUCAGCCAUUUUAAGGAAGGAAUCGAGUUGUUAUAUGAAGUGUUUGAAAGUGCCAGACCCAGUAGCGAGCAUAAAAUUUUAACAGAACAAGCCGCUAGUGUUGAAGCUUUUCCUCUCUACAGAAAUGAUAAAAUUGGAGCUCACUUCCAUGGAUGAAACGGCUACAAGGUUGCUUAGCGCAGCAAAAGGGAGAUUUAAGGAGGCUCGUCGAGAAGCAACAAAAGCUUUUAAUAAUGAAGCUUUAGAGUUGCCUGAUCGCCUGUUGGCUAUGCAAUAUCGACUGAUGGCAACAAUACUGGAGACGGUUGACAAUCCUAAGGACUCUUUACCGGUUUGUAAAGUAUGUAUUGAAGACCUACACGAUGUGUCGGGUGUUAAAGAAUGCUUCAAAGUAGAGCUUAAGAAAGGUCUUUGGGCUCGCCUUGAUAAAGACGAACGGAGACAAAUAAUAUCCACGGUAUGUUUCUUUAAUCGUGUUGUCUACGAUGUCACUCUAAUGACCCGGUUUGGUAGCAAGGAUGAGCUUUCUGAAAACUGGCCUAGUGUUGAUACUGGAGAAGAACAAGUCUAUCCACUCCGAAAUCAAAAAGUUGAUGAAGUAUUAAAGAAACAAGGCAUGGAGCACUGUUGUGUUAAACCAUGGUUAUUUGGUCAGGAGGGUGAAGAGGAGCAAAAGCUGAAGGAUCCGUGUGGUAUCGCUAAAAACACCAAAGGCCAAUUCCUGAUAGCAGGCAAUGGGGAUAAAACCGUGAAGGUGUUUGAUAGCAACGGAAAGUUUGAUUUUAGGUUUAAUCAUCAAACUGAUGACGCCGAUACAAAGUUAGAUAUUUGGGAUGUCGCCACUGCAGGCGAGGACGACAAGAUUUAUCUACUGGUCAGUCUGAAGAAGCCUGGGGCUAAGGAAUGGGAGAGGGAAGUGCAGGUUUAUAACAAGACCGCUGACCUACAGCACAAGUUUCCCGUGAGGAGAGAGUGCUGG
Molecule: messenger RNA, 1171 nt
Organism: Porites lobata
Lineage: Eukaryota; Metazoa; Cnidaria; Anthozoa; Scleractinia; Poritidae
Source: the annotation of a GenBank genome assembly